AUGGAUAUUGACAUGCUUAAAUCAUCAGCUGGUCAUGAUCUCCAUCACUCUCAUCACCACAUGGACAUGAUGACAAUGAUGAUGCAGCAGAGUCCUGAGUUCUACCAUAACACUCCUCCUCCUACAUUUUCUGAGAUAGAUUUCGCUUGGGGAUCAUCAAUCAGCCCCAAUAACGUUGGAACCAUAGUGCCACAACCCAUGUUUCAUAGCCCAACUUCACCUUCACAGUCACAGCCAACAUUCCCAUCCUCCUCGGCCUCAUUCCUUAGCGGUUCUAAUCCAAUCCAAUCCAGUCCUGUCAAACAUGCCGCGGCUGCUUCUGGUGCACUGUCAAUCCCCGGAACUAGUUCGUACGAAAAGAGAAACUCAGUGGCUGCAAUGAGGGACAUGAUCUUUAGGAUUGCCGCAAUGCAGCCGAUAAAGAUAGACCCCGAAGCAGUGAAGCCACCUAAGAGGAGGAACGUGAAGAUUUCGAAAGAUCCACAAAGCGUGGCAGCGAGGCACAGGAGGGAGAGGAUCAGCGAGAGGAUUAGGAUCCUGCAGAGACUUGUUCCAGGUGGGACUAAGAUGGACACGGCUUCAAUGUUAGACGAGGCUAUACAUUAUGUGAAGUUCUUGAAGAAGCAAGUACAGACGUUGGAAAGAGCUGGAGCCGAUAGACCAGUUGGUGUUGGUUUCAUGGGGCCUCAAUUGGGGAAUGUAAAUUACUCGGUUGGGUCUAUGUAG
Argentina anserina (silverweed cinquefoil) is the source of this 726-nucleotide messenger RNA. RefSeq names its product transcription factor HEC2. The coding region runs from base 1 to 726 and encodes 241 amino acids. Lineage: Eukaryota; Viridiplantae; Streptophyta; Magnoliopsida; Rosales; Rosaceae. The record is from RefSeq and is a predicted model, not a curated record. Gene Ontology annotation, biological process: regulation of DNA-templated transcription. Gene Ontology annotation, molecular function: DNA-binding transcription factor activity; protein dimerization activity. The transcript has a single exon.